Melozone crissalis (California towhee) is the source of this 1937-nucleotide messenger RNA. RefSeq names its product CXXC repeat containing interactor of PDZ3 domain (gene CRIPT). Gene Ontology annotation, biological process: cytoplasmic microtubule organization. Gene Ontology annotation, cellular component: dendrite. The record is from RefSeq and is a predicted model, not a curated record. Gene Ontology annotation, molecular function: microtubule binding; PDZ domain binding. The transcript is spliced from 5 exons. NCBI's taxonomy places the organism in Eukaryota, Metazoa, Chordata, Aves, Passeriformes, Passerellidae. The coding region runs from base 38 to 343 and encodes 101 amino acids.
CGGUGCCGGAAGCGGCGGCGGCUGUGGAGGGGCCGCCAUGGUGUGCGACAAGUGUGAGAAGAAGCUCGGAACGGUGAUCACACCUGAUACAUGGAAAGAUGGUGCAAGAAACACUACAGAAAGCGGUGGUCGUAAAUUAAAUGAAAACAAGGCAUUGACCUCAAAGAAGGCAAGGUUUGAUCCUUAUGGAAAGAACAAAUUUGCAAUAUGUCGGAUUUGUAAGAGUUCUGUCCACCAGCCAGGGUCCCACUAUUGUCAAGGAUGUGCCUAUAAAAAAGGCAUCUGCUCAAUGUGUGGCAAGAAGGUCUUGGAUACGAAGAACUACAAGCAAACAUCUGUCUAAUUGUACUGACUAGUCUUUUUCUGAACUUUACCUUCUGUGUCUUUGUACAGUAACUUUUCUCUAAAAUGAUUUGUGAAUAUUACUUUCUGGAUGAUAGUACUUGGAAUGAGAGGUAAAGACAGCCUGCUUGCCUAAAAUGUACAUAGUAUUUGAUUAUUGUUGUUUUAGCACUAAUAUUGACUGGUAUUUAAAGGUAAUGGCUUUCAGCAACCAUUAGAGUUCAAAGGGAAGGAGAAGAAGCAAGUGGAUGGGUUGAAACUAGAUUGCCAUCAGAGCAGAGAUCUUUGAGAUGAAGACUUUUUUUUUCCCAAUCACAAGUCUUCUGCUUGUCUCAUGGUCAUGUUUUGUAGAUGUAUAAAAUACGAACUUCCAUCAACUCAUUAAAGUAUCUUCAUUUAGUUGUAUGCCUGUAAGUAUUUAUAAUUAUUUUAACCCCAAAGUAUUGUGACUUUGUUCUUCAGAUUUUAAUGCAAUUGUCCUGUUGUAUUUUGUUUCUGCCUACAAUAUGGUCGGUUAAAUCACAAAUUGUUAAGCUAGUGAAAUCUGGUGUGUUGCCCUGCCAGCAACCAAGCCCUACUGCUGCUCCCUCACUCUCCCACCAUCAGGAUUUAGGAGAGAAUUGGAAGGGCAAAAGCCUGAAAAUGUGGGAUAGAGACAGUUUAAUAGGGAAAACAAAAGAGAGAAUUAAUUCACUACUUCCCAUGGGCAGUCAGGUGUUCAGCCAUCUUCAGGAGAGCAGGGCCCCAUCACCCAUUAUGGUUUCUUGGGAAGACAAACUGAUCACUCAGAAUGACCCCCUUGCCCCUUUUCCUCCCACUUUAUCCACUGAGCAUGGUGCCAUAUGGUCUGGAAUGUCCCUUUGGUCAGCUGGGGUCACCUAUCCUGGCUGUGUCUCCUCCCAGCCUCCCAGGCAGCCCCAGCUUCAUUCCCAUUGUGGCAGUGCAAAAGGCAGAAAAGGCCUUGACUCUGUGUAAGCCUGCUCAGCAAUAACAAAAACAUCUCUGUAUUAUCAACCCUGUGUUCAGCACAAAUGCAGAACACAGCCCCAGUAACCCACUAACAAUGAGGAAAAUGAACUGCCCCCCAUCCAACACCAGCACAGGCUUCAGGACUGAUCAGCUAUUCCCUUGUUAGCCCCCAAGGAGACUUUACAUAUGGUAUCAGGUGGCCCAAGGCAAUAAAAUAAUGAGCAUCGAUUUCUAAAUAUCUCAGUCUCAUAAUAUUCUAAGGUAGUCUGUCUUUUAAAUACUGGGUUUGAGUUCUGUGAUGUAAUUGCUUAUAUACAUGUCAAAUUUAAAAGAUGAAAGCAGGCUGCCUGUUUUCCAGCUCUGGUUUGAUACAAGGAGUCAGUCUCUGAACAUGAGAGGCUGGCUGUGGCUCUGCAAUUCUUUUGUCUUUUGCUUAGUUUCUACAUAUUAAACCAAUUCCUGUUAUGGAGCAUAAUAAUUAUUCCUCUGCAUGUAUUUUAAGAAAAUUAUUCAUUCUUAAUUCAUGGUUAAUUUUUAAUUCAUUUUUAAUUUAGGGUGAAGAAUUAUUAAUUCUUAAUGCAUGGUGAAGUUUUUACUAGACCUAUUAAAGCGUUUACUCCCCUGCA